Messenger RNA from Nymphaea colorata (pocket water lily), 521 nucleotides. RefSeq names its product 40S ribosomal protein S30-like. The transcript is spliced from 3 exons. Gene Ontology annotation, biological process: translation. The coding region runs from base 145 to 333 and encodes 62 amino acids. The record is from RefSeq and is a predicted model, not a curated record. Gene Ontology annotation, molecular function: structural constituent of ribosome. Lineage: Eukaryota; Viridiplantae; Streptophyta; Magnoliopsida; Nymphaeales; Nymphaeaceae. Gene Ontology annotation, cellular component: ribosome; cytosolic small ribosomal subunit.
GUGGAUGAGCGGCUGAGCCCUAGAAACUAGAAAGAAGGCACCCCACCAUAGCUUCCUUCUUCCACUGACCUUCCCUCUCUUUAGUUUCUCCGAGUUCGUAGCUUAUCAUCCGGCAGCAGCAAACGACGUGUUCGAUCGAAGCCGAUGGGGAAGGUUCACGGAUCGUUGGCCCGAGCGGGAAAGGUGAGAGGUCAGACGCCGAAGGUGGCGAAGCAGGACAAGAAGAAGAAGCCCAGGGGAAGGGCUUACAAGCGGAUGCAGUACAACAGGCGCUUUGUUACCGCCGUGGUCGGAUUUGGGAAGAAGAGAGGGCCGAACUCCUCCGAGAAGUAAAUCCUUUGCUCGUUGCUUGUUGAUCAUGGAGUUAGAUAUUAGAUUUUUCUUUUUCCUUUUAUGAACCUUUUUUGGUCUCUUAUGUGAUGCACAUUUUGUUUUGGAAGACAAUUGUGAAAUUAGAUUUAAGGAUGAAUUUCUACUUCUGGUUUGGUAAAUUUUAAUGGAAUUGUAAGCAAAUUAUCAAA